AAGAGGUGUGGGCAUUGUGGGAUAAAUUUCGUAUAAUCUCACCGGGGGGCAUUUAUUCAAUUUUAAAUUCCAAUUUACAAUUGUGAAAGUGAAAUUUGAUUUAAGCAGCUUUGGUUAUAAAUAAUUCAUAUUUUACAAAUAAUUCAUCAUAAUUCGUAAAACGUUUGUGUUUACUUCUCGUUGAAAUGGGGCAAAACGGAGGGGGAUUGCCCUCUGUCUUAUUCUAUCACAAUUCAAUGGAAAAAUUGGCAAAAUCUAUUGCAGAACAUUGCCAGUGCAAAUCAGGAGGUGAAACAGUGAGUCUCAAGCACAACAUUCAAUGGAAAUCAUUUGAAGAUGGCUGGCCAAACUUGUUCAUUGAGAAUGUCAAAGAAAACUGUGCUGGAAGAGAUGUUAUCUUCCUUGGAAGUUUCCAUUCACCAGAAGUUGUUUUUGAGCAACUUUCCAUAGUGUAUAACAUCCCAAGGUAUCUCGCAAGAUCAUUUACAUUCAUCCUUCCGUAUUUUCCAACUGGAACGAUGGAAAGAGUGGAUAAAGAGGGUCAAAUUGCAACAGCAAAGACAUUGUCAAGAAUGAUUUCCUCAAUCCCGCUAACAGCUAGAGGUCCUGCACAAGUCGUUAUCUACGAUAUACACUGUUUACAAGAAAGAUUUUAUUUUUCAGAUGAAGUUAUACCAAGGUUGGAAACUGCCAUUCCGCUUUUACUUGCCAAACUUAAAACGCUUCCAGAUAAAGAGAAGAUAAGUAUCGCGUUUCCAGACGAAGGAGCGUUCAAACGUUUUCACACACAGUUUGAGGAAUAUCCAACUAUUAUUUGCAUCAAACAGAGAGAAGAAAACAAAAGAAUUGUCAAAAUUAAAGAUGGCGAACCAGAUUGCCGACAUGUUGUCAUUGUAGAUGAUCUUAUCAAAACAGGAGGCACCAUCCUUGAAUGCGCAAAGGCUCUUAAAAAAGCCGGAGCGGCGAAAAUCAGCGCUUACGUCACGCACGGCGUGUUUCCACAAGAAUCCUGGAAACGAUUCACAACAUCCGACGUUCCCUUCGAGAAUUUUUUCAUCACAGACUCUCUACCUUAUGCUGAGGAAAUAGUUCAACACAAGCCUUUCCAAUUGUUAUCUCUGACGAGUUGCAUUGCAGAGGCAUUGCUUGGCUUUGAUCUCAAACAAAGCUAAUCCUAACAGGUCAUAAGUGUAGCUAAUCUGCAAUCAGGGGCCGGGUGGGUGUAUGAAGGUCGCAUAGCGGUAUCCACCGGAUCGCUCUAAAAUCUGAAAUUACCCGUGUUUUGGUACAAUGUAAAUUGAAC
Messenger RNA from Dendronephthya gigantea, 1303 nucleotides. RefSeq names its product ribose-phosphate pyrophosphokinase 4-like. Gene Ontology annotation, biological process: purine nucleotide biosynthetic process; 5-phosphoribose 1-diphosphate biosynthetic process. Bases 186 to 1172 code for a protein of 328 amino acids. Gene Ontology annotation, cellular component: ribose phosphate diphosphokinase complex; cytoplasm. The record is from RefSeq and is a predicted model, not a curated record. Lineage: Eukaryota; Metazoa; Cnidaria; Anthozoa; Malacalcyonacea; Nephtheidae. The transcript is spliced from 8 exons. Gene Ontology annotation, molecular function: magnesium ion binding; ribose phosphate diphosphokinase activity.